Molecule: messenger RNA, 822 nt
Organism: Hemicordylus capensis (graceful crag lizard)
Lineage: Eukaryota; Metazoa; Chordata; Lepidosauria; Squamata; Cordylidae
Product: phospholipase A2 inhibitor alpha-like protein
Exons: 4
Coding region: 70-591 (173 amino acids)
Source: RefSeq, a predicted model, not a curated record
CACUGAGAAGUUAGUCUCGGUGAGUCUCCUCUUGAGCACCAGAAAUUUCAGAGUCCAACUGUCUGAAAGAUGCUUCUGUAUCUAGCAUUCAGUAUUCUUAUUCUGGGAACAUCUCUGGUAACCUCACAGCCCAGAAAGCGUGGCCAGAAAGGAGGUGGAGAUGAAGGAGUGAAGACUAUGGAAGAAGUAUUAAAUGCCAUUCAAGGACAAUUGGAUGACCUUCAAUAUGCUUUUUACUCAGUUCACAACGCUCGGACUUUUGCAACUGGAAGUGAAAAAUUAUACACCACUAAUGAAAAGGAAGGCAAUUAUCAAUCUGCAAAUGCCACCUGUGUGGAAGCCGGUGGCCAUAUGCCUGCUCCAAAGAGAGAUAGUGAGAAUCAGGCCUUGCAGAAUGUCUUGAAGAAAAGGGCCAACCAGUCAGUCUAUCUUGACCGUAAUGUCUCAGGAUACUUUAACUGGGCACCUCAAGAACAAAUCAACCCUGAUGAAAAUAAGAACUGUGUGGCGAUUGAUACAAAUGGCAAGUGGAGGGCCAUAUCCUGUGAAGAACGGCUUUUGAUAGUUUGUGAAUUUUCCUUUGUUCCCUAACUUCUGUUAGUAUCAGAACCAGUGUGUUGUAAUGGAGAGAGUCUUGGUCGUGGACCAGGAAGAACCUGGUUCAUACCUCCACUCAACCAUGAAGCUUAUGGGUUCACUCUCAGCCUGACCUUACCUUACCUUAUGAAGAGCAACAAGGAUCAUCUCUGUAUAUGUUGUUAUGAGCUUCUUGGAGGAAGGGUGGGAUAUACAUGCCAUAAAUAAAUACAUCAUUCAUUUGAA